Messenger RNA from Lactuca virosa, 441 nucleotides. The record is from the annotation of a GenBank genome assembly. Lineage: Eukaryota; Viridiplantae; Streptophyta; Magnoliopsida; Asterales; Asteraceae.
AUGCAACAUGACAAUGUUGUUCCAGACGAAUCUACCUUUUGUGUAAUACUCGAUGCUAGUGCUCAAUUAUUCUCUAUGAGUUUGGGAAAUUUAUUCCAUGCAUUUGCAGAGAAGACUGGAUUCAAGGGUCAUAAGAAAGUCCAGGAUGCCUUGAUCAGCAUGUACCUAAGGACUGGCGACAUUAAAGCUGCGGAAAAAAUGUUUUUUAGUAUGACGACUGAUGAUAUCAGAACCUGGGAUAUGAUGAUAUGUGGAUACUGCCUUCAUGGUUUUGGAAACGAGUCGUUGGCUUUGUUUCAAGAAAUGUUGGAAUCAGGGGAAUUAGAUCCUACUUAUGCAACUUUUGUUGCUGUUCUUAGUGCCUGUGGACAGUUGGGGCUUGUGGAAGAAGGGUUCUACUAUUUUUAUGAGUUAAUGAAACAGAAGGGGCAUCGAACCUGA